CAACCAGGAAGUUAAAAAAAAAAAAAAAAGUGUUGGCUGGAAUAUCUGCACAAUUAAACGACUGUAAUUUUAAACAGCGGCGAUGAGGCAAUUGUAGACCGUAGAAACGCUGUUGUUUUAUUUUCCUCGCUUCACCGCUUGUUUCUGGGAGUUUGCUCAUUGUUGUCGUUUUCAUAAAGUUGCUUGCUUGUAGGACAAAGUUCAUCGACACUGCUAAACUAAUGGAGUUCAUUGAGAAGUCCUGCUGUGUCGUCACGGUGUCUGAGGCCUUUUCUGCUAAAAGACGAGUGAGUUGUAGCGGAGUUGUCCUCGAUUCCCGAACUGGGACGGUGAUAUGCAAUGCCCUCCCAUUUUCCCGUUUUAUUACGGAUAAAGAAUCAAUGUCAGCAGAUCCCAGGGUCCUGUUACCGCACAGUUUUAGUGAAAAACUGAAUAUUGGCGUAGGUUUUUCCGAACAGCGGAGUGUGGACACCAACCAGUGUGCGUAUGAAACAUGCACGGUGUCCAAAAGUGUGAGGACACUUCAGCAUGAAGCGACAGCCGAGCUGCUGAUGCUGGUGAACUGCGUGGAGUUCAGAGAGGCUUUCCUGGCAGUUUUCCAGGAGGCUGACAAGUGGCGUUUCCAUGGCGACGAGGAGGAUGAAGAGCUGACCAGAGACUCCCAGUUCCUCGGCUGGUUUGCUUUACUCAAAGCAGAUUUUGCAGACACUAGUCCGGGUUCAGGAGCCAUACCCUGGCAUGGCAGCUCUCACCUGCAGAAAGGGUGGCAGGUUGUUGCAUGUGGCUCUCCGUUUGGCGCCCUCUGCCCUGAUCUCUUCAUCAGCACCCUCAGCAAGGGCAUCAUCAGUAACCUGGCGGGACAGGGCAAUGCUGUUAUUCUCACAGACGCCCGCUGCCUGCCAGGCACUGAGGGUGGCGGGCUCUUUCUGCCAAAAGGCAACCGUGCAUACCUCGUUGGCCUGAUUGUCUCCCCGCUUUGCUGGAAGGCAAAUGAGUGGAUAGGCCUCACCCUGGUCUGCUCCGUCCAGCUCAUCUUCAGGAACAUUAUCUGCUGCAUGAAUGUGCAGGAUCCACAGAGAGACAUUUACCUUCACGAGGGAGAGCCAGGCCUGCAGCUCUCCAGCACAGCUCAUCUUUCAAAAGCUGCUAAGUAUCCCACUGUGUGCCUGAUAGACAGUGGACAGUUCUGGGGCUCUGGGGUUCUGGUCUCCCCUCAGCUGGCUCUGACCUGCCGGCACGUUGUGAAUGGAAAGCCAUUUGUUACCCUGAGGUUCUGCCACAGAAAUGGGUUCCAUGAGACUGUGGGUGAUGUGCUGUUUUCCACCAAGGCAUCUUCACCCUAUGAUCUGGCUGUGGUGCAGCUGAGAGGCUCCACCCCAGAGGUUGUGGUCCCAGAGUUGGCAAAGUCCUUUCAGCCCGGUGAGGAUGUAGUGGUGGUGGGUUAUGGCGGGUUGGGUCGGAGGUGCGGUCCCUCGCUGACCUGUGGCGUCCUCUCCAAAGCCAUCAGCUGGAAGGAUCAGCCUGUCAUGCUUCAGACCACCUGUGCAGUACAGGCUGGGGCCAGUGGGGGCGCUGUGGUGCAGGCACAGUCAGGAAAGCUGCUUGGUAUUGUAUCCAGCAACACGAGGGACUUUGCUGCUAAAGUGACCUACCCACACCUCAACUUCAGCGUCCCAGUGACGGUAUUCCAGCCUUUGUUGCGGAGCUUUGACCAAACAGGGGAUGCUGAGGUGUUCAGGGCUUUGGACGCCACAGAAGAAGGAGUCAGGAGGGUGUGGAGGCUUCAAGGUGCUCAGAGCAAACUAUGACUGCGAACCUGUGCAACACAAGCACACACUCACAGAUCCUCACCUCUGGACUCACUGAUAAACCAUUCUCACGCGUACCAGUAUCUACACUAUGAUUGGGCUUAGUUGUCAAUGUUAAGAUAAAAUGGAUACUUCAAUAAGAAUUUUGUUUUUAUGACAUAAAGAAAGAGGAACUAGUGUAACUUCACAAAUGUUAGUAGAAACCCUUUUCAUAAAGUUAGUGGUAUUAUCCUACAAAGGAUCACAGUCAGACAAUAAGUUCCAAUUAUCCAAUAAUGUUUAUGUAAUAAUGCUACUUUUGUGCUUACUCAAAAUCAUGCAGUGAGCAGUUUUUUUUCUGUACUGUAAACUAAUGUGAUUAAAUAGGUAUUUUCUGAUAAAA
Messenger RNA from Myripristis murdjan (pinecone soldierfish), 2190 nucleotides. It is a transcript of the gene tysnd1, whose product is annotated as trypsin like peroxisomal matrix peptidase 1. Gene Ontology annotation, biological process: protein processing; regulation of fatty acid beta-oxidation. The record is from RefSeq and is a predicted model, not a curated record. The coding region runs from base 222 to 1808 and encodes 528 amino acids. Gene Ontology annotation, cellular component: peroxisome. The transcript is spliced from 4 exons. Gene Ontology annotation, molecular function: serine-type endopeptidase activity. Lineage: Eukaryota; Metazoa; Chordata; Actinopteri; Holocentriformes; Holocentridae.